Molecule: messenger RNA, 1578 nt
Organism: Aspergillus wentii DTO 134E9
Lineage: Eukaryota; Fungi; Ascomycota; Eurotiomycetes; Eurotiales; Aspergillaceae
Product: tRNA methyltransferase TRM7
Exons: 1
Coding region: 74-1351 (425 amino acids)
Biological process (GO): cytoplasmic translation; tRNA methylation
Cellular component (GO): cytoplasm
Molecular function (GO): tRNA methyltransferase activity
Source: RefSeq, a predicted model, not a curated record
UGAACGCCGACUUCUACGAUAUUUACCAGGAAAUUCCCGCAGUCGAGAGAAGCCCAUUUAUACAUUCUUCGCUAUGGGUAAAUCUUCCAAAGACAAACGUGAUGCCUACUACCGACUGGCGAAAGAGCAAAAUUGGCGUGCCCGUUCCGCCUUCAAGCUCAUUCAAAUCGACGAACAAUUCGACCUUUUCGAACACGAGAGCCCGAAGAAAGUUACGAGAGUUGUCGAUCUGUGCGCCGCUCCUGGAAGUUGGAGUCAAGUGCUGAGUCGAGUGUUGAUCAAAGGAGAGAGUUUUGGCCGCCGGGCGUGGGUUGAGAAAAAGCGAAAGGAAAAGGAAGCGCUGGAGAAGGUGAAAAAUGGAGCCGUGGAGCAGAAUGAGGAAAGCGAGAAGGACAGUGCCGCUGAAUUGAAGCCUCGAAAGAACGUCAAGAUUGUCUCCAUCGACCUUCAGCCUAUGGCACCCCUAGAGGGCAUUACCACUCUGAAAGCGGAUAUCACACACCCAUCCACCAUCCCUCUGCUCCUUCGUGCCCUAGACCCGGGAGCUUACGAUUCUUCUGAAUCGUCCCCUUCUGCUAUAAGACAACCACAUCCCGUCGACCUGGUCAUCUCAGAUGGUGCUCCCGAUGUAACUGGCCUGCACGAUCUGGACAUCUACAUUCAGUCGCAGCUGCUCUACUCAGCGCUGAAUCUAGCCCUAGGUGUCCUGAGACCCGGAGGCAAAUUUGUGGCUAAGAUUUUCCGUGCCCGUGAUGUUGAUCUGCUCUAUGCACAGCUUCGUACAGUGUUCGAGAAAGUCAGCGUUGCGAAACCAAGGAGUAGUCGUGCAAGCAGUCUGGAGGCCUUCGUGGUUUGUGAAGGAUUCAUUCCCCCUGCUGUCCACGAUGGCGUUUUGGGAAUAGAUGCAUUGAAGGACCCCUUGUUCAGUGGUGCAGCCGCUCCACGUUCUGCCUCAACUGAUGGCAACGUCGGUGUGGAGGUCAUGGACGAGGACCUCGAUGGAGCUUCUACACAAGCCACCAAACUGACAGCAGCAAAUCCCGCCACUGACUCCAGCCAUGAAACCGAAGUCCGCAAACUCCACCCAGACUCGCACAUCACGAAACCAGCUGCUCAAAAUGACUCAUCAGAAAAAUUUGCCGUUGAAAACCGGUGGAUUCCUUCCUUCAUUGCUUGCGGUGACCUUUCCGCUUGGGACUCUGAUGCCUCAUAUGCUCUGCCCCCUGAUCAUGUCAGUCUGGAUCCUGUCCAGCCGCCUACGGCCCCUCCUUACCGACGCGCUUUGGAGAUGAGAAAGGAAAAAGGUGGUGCGUACGGGAAGACCAAACUGGGCGCCAUGGGGCGAGCAUAAUAGCUGCUGGUCCGAUUGCAUGGGAGGGCACCUUGUGUAUAUAUUGCAUUUGCUCAUGGUGUUCUUUUUUCGAUGUUUUCAUGAAUAUUUCCUUGGUUUUGAUGAGAAGACGAUCGAUGUCCCUACGGAGUUUGCUUCAUACGGAGCAAAGCAUAUCUAAAAGUAUAUAGCAGAUACCCAUAGAAUAAACAAUGAAUGGUUAAAAAAGCAAUUAAUUCUAUAAGGCG